Molecule: messenger RNA, 1695 nt
Organism: Chionomys nivalis (European snow vole)
Lineage: Eukaryota; Metazoa; Chordata; Mammalia; Rodentia; Cricetidae
Gene: Tex13c
Product: TEX13 family member C
Exons: 2
Coding region: 1-1695 (564 amino acids)
Source: RefSeq, a predicted model, not a curated record
AUGGCAGUUGAAUUUGGAGACCACAACAGUGGCUUCCACCAUACUGAAGUAAUCAGAUUCAUUAACAAUGAAGUCCUUAGGAAUGGAGGGGGUCCAGAAUUCUAUAUGACCUUUCGAUCUCGGUCUUGGAAUGAGAUAGAAGACCACCUUCAUACCAUCCUUGUUGACCCGAAAGUGUCACGUUCCCUAAAGAGGGCUUGUACCUGGAGUGCUUUGGCAUUGAGUGUGAGAGUGGGUGCUAGGCAACGUGAGCAGCAGGCACGUAGAGUUGGGAGGCUACAGGAACAGGUGGGAGAGCGUGAAACUGCUUCCUGGACUCUGGCCUCUGAAUUACAGAGGUUGCGAGAGGAGAGGGACCAGGCAGCAGCUCAACUUGUUUCUACACAGACUGCGCUACAAGAGGCAAUGGAUGAGCGUGAAAUACUGCGUGGGAGGCUGCUCCAAGCAGAGAGGUCUGCCUUGCCUGAUGUGCCUGAACCUAAAAUGCAACAGGGUAGUGCAUCAGUGUGGUUCCUUGAGGAAGAAGAGCAGGAAGAGUGGCAAUCUAGAGAGGCCCAAAACAUGCCCAAUUUGGAGGCCCAGAUGCCUGUCCCACCAGUCUUGUCUUAUUUGCCAGGACUUCCUGGUCCUUGGGUACAAUCAGUGCAACCCUUUCUUCGAAUGCCUGUGCCACAUCCACUACCACUCAAUACUCGAAUUCCCUUGGCAUUCCCAUAUUCAACACCUGUGCCAUGCCCAUUAGUGAUGGAAUCAGGAGCAACAACAGCAGCCAUGGCUACAGUUGUACCUCAGAUAGCUCCUGCAGCAAUCUACCCACCCGGCUUGUGGGUUUCAAAGGGGUCACGGGAAGCAACAGCUUCUGCUUGUGGCCAAACUUUCCAUAGGCAUAACGAAUAUCCUGAGAACGUCCAGGAUGUAAGUCAUCUGGGAAACAGUGUAAGCCAAUGUGAAGAAGGUCCAAAGAAACCCCAAGGAACACUACCCCAUGGGGACAGCAGCAACAACAACCACAAGGAAAGUCAUGUCACAUCCCAGAUGAAGGUUGCCACUGAAAAGAAAAAUCCAGUGAAGGAGCAGCUAACCACUGCACUCGAGGUCAACAGUAAUCACAGCAUAAAGGAAGAACAAGUAAUGCUUCAGGGGAUGACUUCUCAGAGAAAUGAAACCAGCUGCACCAAGAAGAAAUAUCCAGGGAAUCCCAAGAAGGUGGUUAGCCUAAAAGAUAGUGUCAGCCAUAGCACUAAAGAAGAUUCAGUAACUUCUCAGGAAAGAGUUACUCAGGUGAACAAAACAAGCCCAACCCUGAAAAAAUAUCCAGGAAUUCUUCUGAAGAGGCCAGACCUGGGAAGCAGUGUUAGCAGUGAACAGAAAGAGGACCCAAAGAUAUCCCAGGGCACAGCUGCCCUGGGAGAAGAUAACACAAACACAUUUCAGCAGAUGACAACCCUGGCUACUGAUGCAAGCCCUAGUUUGGAGAAAGAUGAGGAGACUGGCAAGAGCCAGGGACAGAAAGAAGAGCCAAAUAGUUUCCAAGCCAGCCCCCUAAGAAAAAGUAAAAGUUAUUCUCUGAAUAAAUGCCCCUCAAAACAACUGCCUCCAAAGCAAAAUGUCAAGCAACCCCAACAACCUCAAGGGGUAAAGGCCUUUGAAUUCAAGCAAGCUCAAGGGGCAAAAUCCUUUGAAACCAAACAAUAG